Messenger RNA from Drosophila kikkawai, 546 nucleotides. RefSeq lists its product as uncharacterized. The record is from RefSeq and is a predicted model, not a curated record. NCBI's taxonomy places the organism in Eukaryota, Metazoa, Arthropoda, Insecta, Diptera, Drosophilidae.
AUGUUUUCCAAGGGAAUUAUAUUAUUUUUUCUGGUUAUAUUAAUCUACGAUAUAACUCAAAUCUCCUCGAAGCUUGAGUUCACCAAUGUUAAAUGCAACUCCAAGGACAAGAAAUUCUUCGAAUUCGAGUACUGUUACAUCAAAUCAGUUAAUCGCAGCUACAAGUACAUAUCCCUGAAGACUCGUUUUUACAGCUUGCCCAUUAAUGAGGCAACGGCAAGUCUACAGAUCCUGCGAAGGUUUCGCUCUUUUAUGCCCAUAACUAUGAACGUUACUGUCGAUAUUUGCAAAUUUAAGACCGGAAAGAAGAGUAUAUUGAAUCCGAUGCUUGAGCUCUUUGAUGAUGUUAGCAAAAAGUACACCAACUUGAACCACUCGUGUCCGUAUGAUCACGACCUUGUGAUAGAAAAGCUUCCUACUGAUUAUCUGAAUCGACACUUCACCGAUGUCCUGCCCUUGCCGCCAGGAGAGUACGUCUUCAAUAGCAUAUGGUUUCACAAAGGCAUCGAACGGGCCACUAUUAGGAUAUAUAGCACUAUUUCAUAG